This is a messenger RNA of Drosophila takahashii, 2565 nucleotides long. Lineage: Eukaryota; Metazoa; Arthropoda; Insecta; Diptera; Drosophilidae. The record is from RefSeq and is a predicted model, not a curated record.
GAAACUUAUAAUUAAUCAAAUAAAGACCUAAUCGCAACUUGAAUAUUUAAAGUGUUAUUAAAAUAAACUGUUUAAUGUUGAAUAAUUAAAUAUCCCAGUAAUUCAACCGCAAACACCAAUUAAUCGACCGCAGAAAAUGCUUCUAAAAUUAGCAUAAAGCACGAAAAAAUAGACUUAGACACUCGAACUUUUACCUAGGAUACAGAAGUAGCAAACAUGGUUUCCGAGGAGAACUGGAAUAGCGACACGAUGUCCGACUCGGACAUGAUCGACUCGAAGAACGACGUGUGUGGCGGGGCCUCCAGCUCCAGCGGGAGCUCCAUUUCGCCCAGGACGCCGCCCAACUGCGCCCGCUGCCGCAAUCACGGCCUGAAGAUCACCCUGAAGGGACACAAGCGGUACUGCAAGUUCCGCUACUGCACUUGCGAGAAGUGCCGCCUGACGGCGGACCGCCAGCGCGUGAUGGCCCUGCAAACGGCCUUGAGGCGAGCCCAGGCGCAGGACGAGCAGCGGGCGCUUCACAUGCACGAGGUGCCGCCCGCCGGUGCGGCCCCCACAACCUUGCUGGGCCACCACCACCAUGCCGCCGCUCCUGCCCACGUCCACGGCCACCAUGUGCAUGCCCAUCAUGCCCACGGCCACCACUCGCAUCACGGUCAUGUCCUGCACCACCAGCAGGCCGCCGCGGCAGCAGCAGCCGCAGCAGCCGCAGCAGCAGCUCCGUCGGCUCCAGCCUCCCAUCUUGGUGGCUCCUCUGCGGUCGCCUCCAGCCUCCAUGGCCACGCCCACGCGCACCACGUUCACAUGGCAGCCGCCGCAGCCGCCUCGGUGGCCCAGCACCAGCACCAGAGCCACCCCCACUCGCACCACCACCACCACCAGAGCCACCACCAGCAUUCGCAUCAACAGCCGCCUCCGCAGCACACCACGCUGCGAUCGCCGCCGCACAGCGAGCACGGCGGAAGUGUGGGUCCGGCCAGCAGCAGCUCGGGCGGUGGGGUGGCCAGUUCCAGCAAUGCGGCAGCGGCCACCUCGAGCAGCGGUUCCAGCAAUAGCAACGGAGCAGGAGGCGGAGGAGGAGCCAGCUCGGGUGGCGGAGCAGGAGGCGGAAGGUCUUCCGGCACCUCGGUGAUCACCAGUGCCGACCAUCACAUGACCACGGUGCCAACGCCCGCCCAAUCGCUGGAGGGCUCCUGCGACUCGUCGUCGCCCUCGCCAUCGUCCACUUCCGGCGCCGCCAUUUUGCCGAUCUCAGUUUCCGUCAAUCGCAAGAAUGGCGCCAAUGUGCCCUUGGGCCAAGACGUUUUCCUAGACUAUUGCCAAAAGCUAUUAGAGAAAUUCCGCUAUCCCUGGGAGCUGAUGCCGCUCAUGUAUGUGAUAUUGAAGGAUGCAGACGCCAAUAUUGAAGAGGCUUCCCGGCGAAUCGAAGAGGGCCAAUAUGUUGUGAAUGAGUACUCCCGUCAGCAUAAUUUAAAUAUCUAUGACGGGGGUGAGCUACGCAACACAACGCGGCAAUGUGGAUGAUAAUUUUUCAUUAACUAGAGUAACGAAUAUUACUUUGCCCUGAUAUUUAUUGUUCAGCAUCACAUAUUAGCUUAAUGCUUCGGUGAAAUCGCGCGAAUUUAACUUUCGUAACUUAAAGUUGAGUAACUUAGCGCUUUAAGGAGCGAAACCUCUGUACAUAUAUCGAAUUUAUCGGUAAGCUAAAGCGCAACUUGGAUUAUCUUCAAUCAACAUGCCAAAUAUGUCGAUGUGUGACCGCCGGUCCCCGCGCUACUUUUCUUCAAUCAACAUUACCCCAUGCUGAGAUGUCUGAGAUGGCCGCCAAUCAACAAUCAACAUUCUCUUCUCUUCAAUCAACAAUCCCCCAAUGGAUCUAAUCAACUUGCAACAAAACCCUUGCCGCCAACGAAUAAAAAUAAUCAAUGCACAAAAUUUAUUAAACGUUCUCAAAACAUUUUCGAAAAAAAACCAAAUGCCAAAUCAACGAUCAACAUUUCAACACGUUCGCAUCACAAAUCUGCACAUCGGUUGUAUAGCUUUAGUUUAACCCUACUUAAGUCUUGCUUUACACAGUUAAUUAGGCUAAUUUUUGGGUUCGGGUGUGAUUUUUCGGUUAAACGAAAUGCGCAGUCUAAUUAACGCCAUUAACAUCGCCUCACAUCAGUCAUUCAUUUUAUUUUUCAUUUACUUAAGUACUUAACUGAAUCUAAGUACAAAGUGAUUUUUUUAAUCAGCUGCACUCGAUUGAGCAACAAUGGGGAUCGAGGAGGCAACUAAGUUAUAGACUCAUUCAAAUAGGCUGACAAGCUAAUCUCAAAUUUCUUCUCUACAUGUGAAUUUGUAUCUUUAAAAGGUACUUAAAUAAUAACCCCUGAAAUUAUGUAUGCCUACAUAUUUCUUGGGGGCCUCGGUAUCAAAACUGUUGUGAGAUGGUGCACAAAUUAUAAAUAUGUUUAAGUUAACUUUAUCGAUGUCUUGCGAAACUCUAAUUGUAAUAUUUAAUGACAACAUUAAUUCUCAUUAACAUUGUAAAAUAUUGUUACAAACUUAAGUAAGAUUUAG